ACAACACAGCGGCACAGCGGCAUGUCUGUGUCUAACACUGGAGCUGCUUCUACUCUCACUGUGAGUGUCCAGAUCAAAACCGGCUCUAUGUGAAGAAGCUGCAGAGGUCCACAACCUUGGUCCACAGCCCUGAUCUACAACCCUGGUCUAUAGCACGAGUCUACGGCCCUGGUCUACAGCUCUGGUCCCACAGCCUUGAUCUACAGCCCUGGUCUACAACCCUGGUCCACAGUCCUGGUCUACAUCUUUGGUCCCACAACCCUGGUCUACAGCCCUGGUUCACAGCCCUGGUCCACAGCCUUGGUCCACAGCCCUGGUCCACAGCCCUGGUCCCAGCGCCUUGGUCUCAGAUCCUGGACAACACAUGGGGACAGAAAAAGGUUUGACUGGAGCAGGUUUCGUCUGGACUCAACACUCAUGAACUCCAGCCUCCUGUGGCAUACCCUCUCACUAAGAUGGGAAAUGCCUCUGAAACAUUUAUCCUCGUGUCCCGAAUAUCAAAAGAAAAUGACUUCCUCAUGGGGACCAUUUAUACCGUGUUUGGCGUGCUGUCUGUGCUGGGGAACGGCACGCUGCUGUUUGUGGCUUAUAGAAAGAAGUCCACCCUGAAGCCGGCCGAGUUCUUCGUGGUGAAUCUGGCCAUCAGUGACCUGGGCAUGACCACUGCCCUGUUCCCUCUGGCCAUCCCCUCAGCCUUCGCCCACAUGUGGUUGUUCAACAAAAUCACCUGCACUAUUUAUGCCUUCUGUGGCGUCCUCUUUGGUCUCUGCAGCCUGACCAACCUCACCGUGCUCUCAAGUGUGUGCUGGCUCAAGGUUUGCUACCCCAACCAUGGUAGUAAGUUUUCAUCCUCUCACGCCUCCCUGAUGGUCGCCGGAGUGUGGUGCUACGCUGGAGUCUUUGCAGUGGGGCCUCUGUCAGGAUGGGGGCAGUAUGGAGCAGAGCCUUACGGGACAGCCUGCUGCAUAGACUGGCACGCUCCCAGUGAGAAUUCAUCAGCCAUGAGUUACAUCAUGUGCCUCUUCUUCUUCUGCUACAUUGUGCCAUGUACCGUCAUCUUCCUCUCGUACACUUUCAUCCUGAUGACUGUGCGAGGGUCCCGACAGGCAGUGCAGCAGCACAUGUCCCCCCAGAACAAGAUCACCAAUGCACAUGCGCUUAUCAUCAAGCUCUCUGUGGCAGUCUGCAUUGGCUUCCUCACAGCCUGGAGUCCUUAUGCUAUAGUGUCAAUGUGGGCUGCAUUUGGGAACCCAGUGACUGUGCCACCCAUGGCUUUUGCUCUGGCAGCUAUUUUUGCCAAGUCGUCCACCCUUUACAACCCCAUUGUAUAUCUCCUCUUUAAACCCAACUUCCGCAAGUCAUUGUGCCGGGACAUGGCCCAGUGCAAGAGCAUGUUCUGUGCAUGUUUUUGUGGUCAGAGCUCCCCACAGAAGGGAGUGUGCAGGGAUGCUCAUUUUAAAGAUGAGUGUAACUCUACCCGCCUGUCCAACGGGCUGCCAGAGAACCACGGGAGCUGCCGGCACUGCCCUUGUCCAGCGUCACCCCUGGGGCAUGGGGGGCACUGUGAGGGACACAGUCCACAGCAGACUGCCAGGAUACUGAAAGGAUCCAUGCACAGCGAAGUGGCCGUCAGUCAACUCUCCAACGAGCUCCAAAGUGACUUUCUCUAGGCCAGGACAGCCAAGAGGAGAGGACAGUUAGAGAAAAGGGAAAAGAUGAGAUGAUAUUAUAAAUUACGCUCUGAUGAGGCAUACCAUGCUCUUCUUUGACAUGCACCUCUUUAUCCUACAAACUGUGUUGUAUGUAUCCAUCCUUACUGUCAGAUUUCCAUUAACUUCCCAUUGUGGCACAUGUUUUUGAAAAUAUACUGACGACAGCAGACAGGAAGUUUCUCUGCCAUUACAAUCAUAUCUUGAUGCUUCUGACACAUCAAUAAUAAUAAUAAUGAGGAAAUAAGCUGUGUUGUUGACAUCACCUACUGAUAUGUUAUACCUGGUUGGUGUUUACCUGCACAUAAGCAUGCUGAUGGAAGGUAUGGAAAUAUACAAAGAGGUUAGGACUAUUUCAUCCUUACUGGGAGAAUACAACUGAUCACAACCCAAUACUAUUUAAAAUAUCAAAGGAAAAAAACAUUUGAACUAUGCCGAUCCAUUUUCUCUGAGUUUACAGACUUGCAAAAACAGUUCCAGGGACUGUGGUGUCUUUGCUGGUGGAGAUAAUGCCUCUUUGAACAAUUCUCCCUUUACUCUCUCAGAUUUACAUCAAUAUGAAGUCAAUUCUAUGCCUCAAAUACAAGUUACUGCCAAAAAACAUACAACAACAAUGUACAAUUCAAAAUGAGCCAAACAGAAUCACUUUAUAACAUGCAUGAAAGGAGGACAUGAUAUAGACUACCUUUUAUAUAAAUAUUUAUUAAAUACUGUGUAUAAAGAUGUAAUGUUUGUGCAUGCUUCUUACAAAGACAGGGUUGUUUCUCUUAGUAAAAGUUUAAACAUUAAUUUAACUAAAGUCACACCAUCUACCUCUAAAUCUAAGCAGGGUCUGUAAAGGAUCCCAAAUGCUAUCAAUGUUGGUUUUGUCUCAGUACCUAUGGCACUUUUCAAAAGAUGAUAUUUUGGAGAUCAACAUAUGUUACCAAAUCUAAAGUACUUAGUAAUGUCUAUUGGUGUUGUGUUUGUAUAUGUUUGUCUGGUCAUUGUAAAAGCCAUUAACAAAACGCCUCAAGCUUCAAACAAGAAGACUCAUUUAAAUUCAUAUUUAUAUAGUAAACGAAAAUCCUAGUAAUGUUAACGUUAUAUGUGUGUUUGUAUGUACAGCAUGUGAAUGGAGAGCAGGACCUUUCAAAAAUGCUGGAGAAGAAAGUUUACUCUACAGUGUUGCUAUCUUUGUAUCAAUAAGACUUAUCAGGUGCAAUUCAAAAGAUCGUUUUCAAGAUUUACCUAAGUGCAAAAGGGCGACUGCUACUGCCCAUGUUUUAACUCUUAGUAAAUGGUCCAUCUUCUCACAGAUGUAUGGGCUCGUAAUGCCAUAUCCAAGGACUUGUGUUGAAUAAUAGGGUUCAUCUCUGCUACUUCUUAUUCAUCUUAUUCAUUGUUUUGCAGACAAGCUAUGGGAAUUAUUUUGUGGCUCUUUCAACACCCACGUGGGAUACAUAAGGGGGCGUUGUUGGAGAGCGAAUUCACAAACCCAAGUAAAUUGCAUAUACGCUGCAGUUCUGUCUAACGAGCCACCGACUGAAAUUUGACUUUUUAUUUGAACACUGAAUCCCCAGAAUGGAUAAAUACGAUGCCCAUAUUAUUUCAGAACACUCUACCCACACGCUGAAAGGGUGAUUUUUUAGUUUGAAAGCACCAUUGCACUUGGUAAAUUUUUAGAAAACCAAUUUUUUUUUUCAGUAUUUGUUUUGGAAGUCCAAGCAGAAACAUUGUGCAGGUUUGUUUUUUUCUAAGGUGUCUCUGCGUGUGUGUGCUUUCCUGAACUUCUAACCUACAUUUCGAUUUCUUCCGUGCCAUCUGAUAGCGUCAAAAAUAUCUAUGUAUAUAAAUAUGUCUAAGCCAAUGUGUGCUAAAUGUUCUCUAUGCAUGGAUUAAAAGCCUCAUGAAGGAGUUGGAAGCGGUUAGUCAUUCAAACAUUAUUCUAACAGAAAGUGCCCCGUGAGCAUAGCUGGGCUUAGGGUUGGUUUGUCCAACAAGCACUUCUGCUAACAACCCAGGGAGGUCAUCAAAGCAAAAAUGCUUCAGUGUGUUUUUAAAGGUCCUGUAUUACAUAAAAUUGACUCGUGUGAACUUUAAGCCAUGUUAUAAUACUGUUACCUCAUCAAAACAUACCUGGGGUUGUAGUUUUCACGUUGGCUAUUUCACGUUGGCUAUUCCGGUUUAGAAAUCAUCCAAAUGAUUCUAAUGAAAGUGUAUGGUGUUUAAAAUAGAGUGGAGCACGCCUUGUAUUACCACAUGACAUCACAAGGUGGAACAGAGCCUAAAUAUGCAGGGUUUGUGUGUUAAACAUGUGAAUGAAACGAAACGCAACUCCAGGUUUGUUUGUGAUGAGGAAAACAGUGUAAUAUGGGCCCUUUAAGCUCAUGUUUUGGGUGACUAUCAUAGCGUUGAACUACAUCCUUACAUCGUCAGUUCGUCUUUGCAUCUCUUUAUGUGUUUUCUAUGGAAUACCUGAGCCUCCCGUUAUGUGCUUUCACUUCCAGUUUAGUUUAAAUCAUUUGCUGGAAGUCAUGCAGAACAACCGUGUCAGCACAUAUGAAGCAUUCUGCUGCUCCCUGCAAUCCUUUGUAAUUCAGAGGGUGUCCUGUUUACUGCCACGGUUGGAUGAUAAAUAGCGUUUCUCCAUGAAGUUAAAUUGGGCUUUUACAUGAUAUUGACAACGUGGAAAAGACCCCUAUACCAUACAAUGAAGAUGGAAUGCAGGUGUUUGCUGCUAAAGAACUCACUCUACUGUAAACACCAGUACUUGAGGAACCUGUUCAGGGUUUGGCCUGGUUAAUACUUGGAUGGGAGGCCGCUGGAAAUAGCAUGUGACAGUGGGGCAGCUGUGGCACUGUUGGUGUGUCCUUGGGCCACUUGACUUCGCUCACAUUGCGUGGUCGUAUUGCGGUGUAUGCUUGAGCGUUGGUGAUGGUUGGAGGGGUCGAUUGAGCGGAUUGCCAGCCUCGUUUGAGUUGCUUUCGUCAUUAAUUAAACCAAUUAGGGAGAAUGUUGCACUGUAAAAUAAAUCUGGAGCCAUCAGAAAAUUAUAAAUAAAAUUGUUAUCAUAUUUUAGCCAUUGCACGCAUGUAUGACUGAAACCAAAACUCAUUUAAAAUAUGCAGAUUCCCAUUCAAAGACAACCGUUAAACUGUGUCUCCAUAUUCUUCUGCCUGAUCUUCAGUACACUUCUAACCAGGCGUCAAGCUGUGAAAAUCUGAUGUCUCUAUUUUGUCUCAAGGAAAAAUGCAAAUGAAACAGUCACAUUUGUGCAUUGCUAGCCAUUCCCGUUCAUUAAGAUUCAUCAAAUGUGCAUAGUUUGUAUAAUGUAGAUACACAUGUGAACAGUCAGGGAUUUCUAUGUCAAUGUUGUUUUGCAUGAGUGUCUAUGAGGUCUACAUAAAGACUCAUAUUUGAUGUGUGUAUUAUUUAUGUUACGGGCCCAAUGCUGCUGUGUUUGGUUUGAUGUGUAUUGGCAGCUGAGAUGGUUGAGUCUGCAGGUGGCUUUGGUUUCCUGUACUUUACUUUCAUAAGCUGUGUGGUAGACUGCUGCAUGCUGGGUGCUCACUUUGAAAAGGUGGGGUGUAAUUAUUCAUAGUGUUUACUAGUUCACUUAAAGUUACCAUUUGCAAAUAUAUAUAAUAUUUUAAAAUAUAAAACAUCCAUUCAUAUUACCCAAUACUGUCUUCAAUAAUCUAAAGUACAAAAUAUAAAAUGAAUCUAAAAUAACUUUCAGAAUUUACAAUAUAGAAAAUAUAAUGAAACUUACGGAUUUAAUUAUGUUGUUUUUAGGUGCCACAUCAGAAUAUUUGUGUCAUACAUAUUGAUACCAGCCAUUUUGAAAAGUAGAACUGUUAAAAUUGAAAAACAGCAUGUUACGUCUACCUCCAACUAUCCCAGAAUGUACAUGGAAUUUUUUAUUUAAUUGUUUGAAAAUGCCCAUUGUUGAUUAUAAUAAAAGUAAUUUAUAUGAUACUUGUCUCCGUGGAGAUGACAUUGCUUUGCCUGGCGUAUUAAACAUGUCUAUCUUCAUUCUGUAAUUAAUUAAUUAAAAAGUGAAAACUGGAGAAACUGCAUUUUCACUUUGAGCAGGGUUGGCCCUCCAUAGAUCUGAUCUGUGUCUUAGCUUGGAGGCAUCACCUGCAAUCUCUGUGAUGAUAAAUAGGUUAAAUGCCAUACUAUGGAACAUUCUAGUCAAAGCAGUAGCAUCUCCAUCUCCUCAGAGUCAGUUUUUCUUAUGCAGUAUGUGUUCUAUAGUGGCUUGACAAUGCCCGUCCAAUCAUUUUGCCUUAAUUUGUCUGUUGCUGCUCUGUUCUUUUUCUUUCUGCAAACUGAGGAAGCUACUUUAUCAAAACCAAACAUGUAAAUUAUGGUAGGUGAGCAAAUGUCUCCUCUGCUCCUCCUCCUUUGUCCAAUACAAAGACUGAAUGUCCACAUCUUGUACAUACUGAUUUGUAUAAUAUGAAAAUACGUCUAAAAGUAUAUCAUCAUUAUUACAAUUAAAGUUAUGGUUAUUUUUAAUGUCAUGUUUGUUCCUAAUGCACUGUGACAAUUGUUUACAUGAUUUUAUUUUGAGCUUUCAAACAUGUUAAAGAUUGUAUUAAAACUAUAUUCAAAGACAUAUUCUUUGUUCGGAGCUAAGACGAUUUAGAUUUCAAUAAAAAAUGAUAUUCCUGCC
This is a messenger RNA of Periophthalmus magnuspinnatus, 6372 nucleotides long. It is a transcript of the gene opn7b, whose product is annotated as opsin 7, group member b. Gene Ontology annotation, biological process: G protein-coupled receptor signaling pathway; visual perception. The record is from RefSeq and is a predicted model, not a curated record. Lineage: Eukaryota; Metazoa; Chordata; Actinopteri; Gobiiformes; Gobiidae. The transcript has 6 exons. Gene Ontology annotation, cellular component: membrane. Gene Ontology annotation, molecular function: G protein-coupled receptor activity. Bases 456 to 1670 code for a protein of 404 amino acids.